UCGGACGAAAUUUUUUCUCGAAAUUAGAACUGCAGUUUUAAUUAAAUUAGGACCUAUCGCGGCCAAGUGAAACCCGGAUGGCCGUUCGUGCAUAAUUCUGGUGCGUGUUCCGUAUGCAGUUAGGUUGAUUCCGGGUGCAGCGAAAGCAGCGAUUUGCGGUGAGAGUCAUCCAAAAGGAGAAGAUCAAUGUUUUGAUUUCGGGGGCUUCCUCGGGUUAUUAUUGUGUUGGUGGAUGUUUUCGCGACUUUGACCGCGGAGGGAACUGGAGUGGCACGGCAGAGGAGGCGGCGGCGGGGGUAAUGACGUGUUGUUUCUGGACGGAUCAGCAAAAAAAGCAGCAGCAGCGACGGCAGCAGAAGCAGCUAGCGGUUCCUUAUGAGUACACAAACAUCAGCCGCCAGCACCAGGCUAGAGCAGCAGCAGCAAACAGGUUCCUUGUCCAAAUUUAGUAGCAUCGGUUCCGAUUACUGUCCAGCACCACCAGUAGCAGCUCGUGUCCGGCCCCAGCUUGGCAAUGCAGCCCGGAAAGUGACGAAAAUUGCCGCUGCUUCGGAUGAUAAAGAGGUGCAGAAUAAUGCAAAACUCGACGACGACCUGCGAACCGGCAACGACGACGACGACGUCGAUAGUAAGCCAGAGUCAGGCAACGUGGAACGACGACUGCAACCAGACGCGGUCGACCUGCGGCAAAACAUUGAGAAUUUAGACCAGAAUCAGCAGCAGCUGCCAAGUCAGCCGAUUCUGCCAAAUCAGCGGCGCUACAACCGGAUUAGCAUGAUCAUUUUCUACGGUCGGGAGGCACUGUGCGUGCUGGCACUUAUUUUGACCACGUACGCGUCCAUCCAGAACAGCCCCCCUCGCAUCUCCAAAGCCCCCCCACCCGCACCAUUCUUCUCCCGGGGCUCCCUCGUCCACGACUGGCCCUCGGGUGCGCUCGGUCCCACCCAGACGCGCGUCUCCCAGUCGGAGCUCUCGCUCGUCUUUUACUACGCCCCGUGGUGCGCCGAAAGCCAGCAUGCCCGCUCGGUGUACGACCACGUGGCCCGCCUAUACUACCGCGAGGCUCACUUUGCCGCCAUCAACUGCUGGCAACCGGGCGGCGAGUGCCGACUGCAGUACUCCAAGGUGCAAACGUGGCCGGUGCUGAUGGCGUACCAGCCGAACGGGAUGGCCGUGCAGUUUCACGGCGCGUGGACGAACUCGGCGCUUGCGCGCUUUGUGCAGUCGUUGAUCGAGCCGGUGCAUCGGAUGACGGGGCCGGGGGAUUUGAUGAGUUUUAUGACCGGGAAGGAUGCGGUGGUGGUGGCGUUUUUGGACGCGGAUUUGGACCGGAGGCAGUAUAGUAGAUUUUAUCAGACGGCGCUCAAGUGGCUGGAGAAGGAUCCAUUUCAGGAGGUGGCGUUUGGGGUGGUGACCGGGGAGUCGGUGGACGCGUUUGGGGUUGAGUUAGUGCCGACGAUUCAGCUGUACCUGUGGAAUGAAACUAUUCAAUACCACGGGAACACCUCGUGGACCACGCCCGAGGUCACCGCCUGGAUCAACAAGCACAUCCAGGUGGUGUCGAUGUGGAUCGCCCCACCGGGCUCGUCCAAAUCUUCCUCGCUGGCGCCGUAUUUUGCCCAAGGCCCAGUCCUGCUGCUGUUCAGUCCUCGUUCGCUGUACGGCCCAUCUUCGUCGGACGCGUACAUGAUGCUGCGCCAGCUGGGCAUGCAGUACUACAACUGCCGGGGCGACCUCUGGGUUCAGGAGAUGGCCACCAAGUACAUCGCCGAGCAGCGCCGCGUCAGCGCGCAGUUGUAUAGCGAGUUGCGCGAGGAAUGCAACGCCCUGCUGAAGCGACAUCCGGCCCAGGAAGAGGAGGACGCGGUGGCGGCCAAGGACGGCUGCAGCAAGUCGUCGGCGAUUUCGGUGUCGUUCGUGAGUGUGCUCAACUCUUCCAAGUUUGCCGAGGGAAAGCAGAAGCAGAACGUCGCGGACCAGAACGGCUAUUGUGAUAUUGAGUGCGAUGCGAAGUUCUUCGAGUGUGGUGGAGUUGGGGAAGAUCGGGGAGGGUGCGCUGCCGCGAGGGCAAAACGAAAACAUUCCGGGUUGUACGGUGAAGGUGCGCGAAACAACGACGACGAGGAAGGCUCGAAGCCAGUGAGUUCGAUGCUGGACGCCGAACAGGACUAUCGCGGUCCAAAGCUGCUGCGCAGGUUCAACUCGCGGCGCCAGUGCGAACUGCUGAGGCUCAACGAGCUGGACAAUAGUGAAGUGUUCUUCCACGAAAGCGAAGACAACGCGGGAGUCUAUCUCGACCUGGUGAAGGGACUAUCCUGCAAGUACAACAAAACGUUGACCUUCCUGGGCAUGGACAGCUCCCUGUACCAUGCCUUCGCCGAGCGACUCGGCGUGGACGUGCUCAACGAGCCCAACCAAUCGGUGGCCAUCAUUGUGGAUCAUGAGGACGAAUCUUCAUACCUGCUGCGGCGCAACAUCAACCUGGCCUCGAUGGCCAAGCUGGUGCACGGCUUCUACAACCGGACGUACGGCCGCUUCCGGCGCUCGAGCAACGUCUCCUUCGCCAACACGCACUCGUUCAGCAUGCACGAACUGCGCCGGGAAAGCCGCCGCAUGGUGGACUCCAAACGGUCCGAACUUGAGCUGAUGGCUCAACAGCAGAGGGAGGCAUCGAACGAGGAAUCGGCUUCCAAGGAGCAGCAGCAGCAGCAGGAUGCCAAGCAGUCUAACGACAGCGUGCAAGUUCAGCACCAUCAGCACCAUUCGGUGCGGGAAAUCAAUGCUCACAACUUUCACCACGUCGUGGUGAACUCCAAUAAGACUGUCGUCGUUCACUUCUACUCGGCGCACUGUGCCUUCUGCGGGGUGCUCUCGCAGCAGCUGUUGACGGUGUCGCGGCUGCUGCGCGCCCUGCCCCGGCUCGAGUUUGUGCGCGUCGACGGCGACCGGAACGAUCUGCGGUGGGAGUACAGCAUGGACGCGUUCCCGACGCUGAUCAUCUUCCCGAACCAGAGAAAAUCCGACAGUCGCGUCUUUUCCCGCCAGCUCCAGAUGACGGUUCCGAACGUGCUCGGGUUCAUCCUGUCCAACCUGAGCCCACCGGAACGUCUGCAUGCCACCGCCAUCGUCUGCGAGCAGCAGCAGCAGGUAAGUUCUUCCCCUCAGGCCCGGGACGACUGCCUGGGGGCGCUGAAGCGUGAACUCAGCGACAGCAUUUCGCUGAACCUGCGCCUGUACCGGGUGGCCACCGGCCAGCGACCGGUCCGGGCCGCCCGCAUCCUUCAGCGGUUGCAGCUGCUGCAGGAGCUUUAUCUCGGCACGCUGCGCUGCCUCAGCCAUUCCUGUGAUUUUAACCAGUUGAAAAGCAGUGCUAAAACCAUUCUCAACCUGUGGCAAAUUGCCGCGUGAGGUCGCGAAAUUGUUUUUGGUUUCUUUUUUUCGUUUUGUUUCGGAUUCCGUGAUGCAAACCGGAUGUUAGUGCAUGAAUUUUAUACUUAAAACUAUUCUGCCAGGGUCAACAUGUGGCAGAACGCUAUUUUACCACUACUAAUUGUUCGACUCCUGUUGUUUUUUUUAGUAGAAUGUAAUACAAACGGAUAACUUACUGCAACACUAUUUCGCGAUCUCGUAGUAGAUAUUAUUUCUUAUCAAAGGCUAGAAAAAUGCAAGCUCUCGCUAACAAAAGUGUAGCUGAUUAUGAAAAAAUAAAACAAAGAUUGGCUUUUACAAGAAAAGAGGCCACCAAUUUGCAAUCAACGUUUGUUACUUUAGCGUUAGAAAUACUCUAGCUAUAACAACUGAAUUAUCAACUCAACAAACUGUACACAUUCACGCAUACAAGUUGAAUAGUAUGCACGUGGUACGUUGCGACGUUGAAUCUAUUGAGAGAGAAAGCAAAAAAUAUCUAGAAUUUUGUAAUUUGCGUCGGAGCGGCCCCGAGCAGAAGUGAUUUAAAUAAUAAUAAUAAUAUAUUUUGUUUAUGAAUUAU
Molecule: messenger RNA, 3988 nt
Organism: Culex pipiens pallens (northern house mosquito)
Lineage: Eukaryota; Metazoa; Arthropoda; Insecta; Diptera; Culicidae
Product: thioredoxin domain-containing protein 11
Exons: 6
Coding region: 376-3408 (1010 amino acids)
Source: RefSeq, a predicted model, not a curated record